CUAAUUACCUAAUUAGCUUUAGGUAAUUAGACGGACCGAGAACGAACCAGACUGUCUACCAGGACCAUUAAAUCUUAAAUGUUCUGUGGCUAUUUAUGCAAAUUAUUAUUGUAUAUAGUCAUUCUACUAGUUAAUAUCGCCAAUGCUUCUAUUUGAGCAAAUAAGUGCAACGUUAGGAUCAGUGAGGUUGAUAUGUUCCAGCACUCGCUCACCAGGCAACAAAAUAUGUUUUGGACAAGUCGCUCCACAACAUUGUCGCUUAGAUCGUCGACGUCAAAUGGUGCCACCUACCAAAUGUUUUCGUCCAAUUUCAUAAUGAAAUGAAGUGACUUCGAAGUAUAAAUGCUUUUUCGUAGUUUGCAUUCAGCACCAACAUUAUAAGAAGAGAUGAAGCACUUCAGCCGCUUGACAAAACGUACAAGUUUUCCAGAGAAGCAAAAUAUGGUUGUGAUGGGACGAAAGACAUGGGAGUCUAUUCCAGCAAAGUUCCGACCUCUUCCUGGUCGUAUUAAUGUUGUCCUAACAUCACAAGCAAAGAAUGACCCUACUCAUUUUGCUGGCAGCAUUACUUGCAGCAGUUUUGAAGAGGCAUUACAAGAGGCUCUCACUUCUGAUCUGCAGGUGGAGACCAUCUGGGCUAUUGGUGGGUCCUCAAUAUAUAAGAUGGCUAUGGAGUCGGAUCAUCUUCACCGUGUCUAUCUAACUCAAGUAUUAAAGAAUUUUGAAUGCGAUACAUUCCUUCCAUCAUUUGAUUCCAGUAAAUUCAAGCUUGUUGAAGAUCCAGAAGUUGCAAAAGAGGUUCAGCAAGAAGGUGAUAUACAAUACAGAUACGAAGUGUACGAGAGGCUCUGAGAUUUGCAGAUGUCUGCUAUCUCAGCAAUUGCUUAUAAUUCUCAAAAUGUAAUUUCUGUUUAUAGUAUUAAUUGUAUAUUUUACCAUAGAUCUCAUAAAAUACAAGCAUCAUUUUACACCACUAAUUUUAAUUUCAAACAUAUUUAACUACAAAUGCCAAUGUGAUUUUUGGGACCAAGCUUAACUUUAGAAAAAUACCAUAUUGUAGGCAAGCGACUCAUGAUGAUAAUUUGAUUACUUUAAUAUAUGUGUAUGAAAUUAUUAACAGAACCAGUCUCAUAAAGUAUACCUUAAAAUGGGGAAAAGUAUAACCACACAUGAGGCAAUGUUUAUGUAUAUUUCAGAGCAAACCACUCAACAUCACAGUUUUUCUGCACGUUAUAUAUUUUUUAAAACUCUUGGAUUUUCGGAAUGAUACACGAGCAAGGGUUUAAUUUUCAAAUCGCCACACAGCACAAGAGUUAGCCUAUCC
Molecule: messenger RNA, 1324 nt
Organism: Procambarus clarkii (red swamp crayfish)
Lineage: Eukaryota; Metazoa; Arthropoda; Malacostraca; Decapoda; Cambaridae
Source: RefSeq, a predicted model, not a curated record